Camponotus floridanus (Florida carpenter ant) is the source of this 2515-nucleotide messenger RNA. RefSeq lists its product as uncharacterized. NCBI's taxonomy places the organism in Eukaryota, Metazoa, Arthropoda, Insecta, Hymenoptera, Formicidae. Gene Ontology annotation, cellular component: plasma membrane. Gene Ontology annotation, molecular function: odorant binding; olfactory receptor activity. The transcript is spliced from 18 exons. The record is from RefSeq and is a predicted model, not a curated record. The coding region runs from base 35 to 2458 and encodes 807 amino acids. Gene Ontology annotation, biological process: detection of chemical stimulus involved in sensory perception of smell; sensory perception of smell.
UGUCUGGAAUUAUUAUUACAGCAUUACGAAAAGAAUGCUAUCAUUGGCUGGUCAGUGGCCUUAUCAGAAGAGAAAAGAGAGAUUGCCUCGAAUGACAAUAGUAUUUUUGACUGAGCUUUCCCUAAUGGUUACGCAGGUGGGAAGAUUCAUUCAAUGUGGUAAAAACCUGCAAUGCAUCUUAAUAGGUAUACCGACGUAUCUUCUGCACACUGUGAUUAUGGUGAAGUUACUCACAUGUCAAUUUUGUAGUAGCAAAGUGGGAAGACUCAUUCAAUGUGGUAAAAAUCUGCAAUGCAUCUUAAUAGGUAUACCGACGUAUCUUGUGCACACUGUGAUUAUGGUGAAGUUACUCACAUGUCAAUUUUAUAGUAGCAAAUUGGAUCGCCAACCAAUAGAAAACAGACAUGUUUUAUUAUAUUAUACUUUUAUUACAGCUUAUUAUUAUAUAUCUUGUCCCCUGUUUGUACUAUUUAGUCUUACACCAAAGAUAUUAGAUAAGCUGUUGCCUCUUAAUGAAUCCCGUCCUAUAUUAUUGCCUCACGAGUGUCAUUAUUUUGUCGACCACAGAGAAUAUUUCUAUUACAUUUUCUUUCAUGUCCUUAUAUCUACAUUCAUUGUUCUAACGGGUUUACUUGCGCAUGAUUGUGUGAUCUUGACUUAUAUCGAACAUGUUUGCGGAAUUUUUGCUGUGGCUGGAUUUCGUUUCCAAAACUUAGCACAUAAUACCGACAAAGAAAAUGAUAAGAUAAAUGUACAAUCAAAAGAUAUACAAUGUAAGACAUAUAAUCAAGAAAUAGCAUUAUCCGUUCAUGUACAUUGGAGAGCUUUACAAUACGCAGAGUUUCUGAAAAAUACUUUUUCCGUAACUUUAGUUAUACAAAUGUUCAUAGUUAUUGUAGCAAUGAGUGUCACUUUGCUGCAAAUGGUAGUACAAUUGGAGAACAUUAUUGAAACAACGAGAUAUAUGGCAUUUGUUACUGGUCAAUUGAUUCAUAUAUUCUGCUUCAGUCUGCAAGGCCAAAGAUUGAUAGAUCAUAGUUUACAAAUACAUGAUAAGAUAUACAAUUGCUCCUGGUCCAAAAUACCCGUGAAAUCGCAAAAACUGCUUUUAAAUAUCAUGAGAAGAAGCUCGCAACCGAAUAUUUUAAGCGCUGGCAGAAUAUACGUUUUUUCAUUGAAAAGCUUCAUGACGGUUCUACAAUCUUCGAUGUCAUAUUUUACCGUACUCGCAUCGUUCCAAUCUGCACGCUAUCGAAGACAAAAUAUCUCUUUGAAAACUAUGGAAUCUGUCUGGAAUUAUUAUUAUAGUAUUACGAAAAGAAUGCUAUCAUUGGCGGGUCAGUGGCCUUAUCAGAAUCGAAGAGAGAGAUUGCUUCGAGUGAUUCUAGUGACUAUGACUGAAUUUUCUGUGAUAGUUCCACAGAUGGGCAAAUUUAUUCAAUGUGACAGAGACGUGCAUUGUAUUUUUAUGACAAUACCAACAUAUCUAAUGCACACUGUGAUUAUAGUGAAAUUAUACACAUGCCAAUUUAACAGUGGCAAAAUUAAAAAGCUCACUGAUCAAUUAUAUAGUCAUUGGAAACAUUUAGAAAGUCCAGAAGAGUGCGAAAUUAUGAAAAUGUAUGCGGCAAAAGCAAGAUUAUUUUCCUUCAUAUAUUCCUCAUAUUAUGUCAUAUGUUGUCCCAUGUUUGUAUUAAUUAGUCUAACACCGCAAAUAUUAGAUAUUGUGUUACCACUCAACGAAUCCCGUCCUAUAUUACUGCCCUAUGAAGCCCAUUAUUUCGUUCACGAUGACAGAGAAUACUUCUAUUACAUUUUCUUCCAUGCUCUUAUAGCUAUAAUGAUAGUUAUAACGGGUGUACUCGCGCACGACUGCAUGGUUUUGACUUACGUUGAGCAUGUCUGCAGCAUCUUCGCUGUAGCUGGAUUUCGUUUCGAAAACUUGACAUGUAAUAAUGCCGCAGAUUUGAAAAUAAAUAAUAGUUUAAUUGGCAUGUACAAUCAAAAAAUAGCUAUAUCUGUACAUGCACACUGGCAAGCCUUACAAUUCGCGGAGCUUCUGGAAGAUACUUUCUCCGUCACUUUUGCCAUACAAAUUGCGAUAGUUACUGUAGCGAUGAGCAUUAGUUUGCUGCAAAUGGCAGUACAAUUAGAUGACAUUCUGGAAACGAUAAGGUGUACGGCAUUUGUUGUUGGUCAAUUGAUUCAUUUAUUUUGUUUCUCUCUGCAAGGCCAAAAAUUGAUAGACCAUAGCUUACAAAUGCACGAUAAGAUAUACAAUUGCUCCUGGUAUAAAAUACCAGUAAAAUCACAAAGACUGCUUCUAAACGUGAUGAGAAGGAGCUUGCAACCGAAUAUUUUGACCGCCGGAGGACUUUAUAUUUUUUCCCUGAAAAGUUUUACUACGGUUCUGCAAUCUUCGGUAUCCUAUUUUACGGUACUUGCGUCCUUCCAGUAAUCAAUGAUCGAUAUAUUCAAAUAGUAUUUAUGUACAAUUAUAAUAUAUAACAAUGUU